Messenger RNA from Trichoplusia ni (cabbage looper), 1555 nucleotides. Its product is annotated as transforming growth factor beta-1-induced transcript 1 protein. The coding region runs from base 104 to 646 and encodes 180 amino acids. The transcript is spliced from 6 exons. Gene Ontology annotation, cellular component: Z disc; nucleus. Lineage: Eukaryota; Metazoa; Arthropoda; Insecta; Lepidoptera; Noctuidae. The record is from RefSeq and is a predicted model, not a curated record. Gene Ontology annotation, molecular function: transcription coregulator activity.
AUUGCACGAUAACAGGCCGGUAUAGUCGCCGCGUCGUCCGCCGGCUCCAGUCCGCGACCGACCCUCGUACAGGACGAACGUACCGCGCAACACACACACAAACAUGUCUACCAAAGUGGAAGCCCCCGCUGUCUGCAACAGCUGCAAUGCCGUCAUCAGUGGAAGAAUAGUAACAGCGUUAAACAAGAAGUGGCACCCGGAGCACUUCACGUGCAACACGUGCCGCAAGCCCAUCGACGGCGCCAAGUUCCACCAGCACGACGGCGGCGUCCACUGCGUGCCUUGCUUCGCCGCUCACCACAGCCCCCGGUGCCAUGGCUGCGGGGAGCCCAUCACUGAUCGCGUGAUCCAAGCGCUGGGAGUGUCGUGGCACGCUCACCACUUCGUCUGCGGCGGAUGCAGAAAGGAGCUUGGAGGUGGCGGUUUUAUGGAACAGGCUGGCAGGCCCUACUGCUCAGCGUGCUACGCAGACAAGUUCGCGGCGCGUUGCCACGGCUGCAGCAAGCCCAUCACCGACAAGGCCAUCAUCGCACUCGACGCUAAGUGGCAUCGCGAUUGCUUCACUUGCAUGAAAUGCACGAACCCAGUGACCGACGCAACAUUCUCCGUGAUGGACAACAAACCUCUUUGCGGCAAAUGCGCCUAAAGCACGCACACACUUAUAUUUAUUCACCCAUCGAGUAGCCACGAGUACGGAGCUUUAUUUAAUGCUUCUCAAAGAUUUUAUAAUUUUAACCUUAAAAGCUACGGGAUAAGAGCGAUUUUAAAGUAAAUAAAGUUUUAAGGUGCCUUGUACAAUUUUGAACUGUUGAUAAUAAUAUAAUUAUGAUUCCAAAGUUAGUCAUUGUGUAAUUUGAUAGAUAUUCUUACUUUGUCUGUCUUUUGCAUUUACUUAAUUAUUAAAGUGUUGAAUCGCUCAGCCAUAUUGUCUUUGAGAACGCAAUUUAAAUGCUAAAAUAUAAUAAUAACGUAGGUUUUACGGAGUUACAAAGUUUUAAAAAGAUACAGCAGUUAUAUGACAGUAUUUAUAAGUAACACACAUUUUUCAUUAUUCUUUAUGACGCUGACCAACUUUUGGAGUCAAAAAGGUUUGGUUCAGUCCAAGUUAUGUGCCUUAACUAUCCGGCUGUAUGUGAAAUCAUGAGACAAACCACAAUACUUGCCCACUGACAUCUUACGGGGCACUUUUGUAUUGUCGAAUCACCACAGCCAAUCAGAGAGCUGCGCGUGCGAGUACCGUGGACAAUUGACCAAUAAGAACAUUGUAUUUUUCGCACACGCGCAGUAUAUCUAAUUUAAAUUUACGGCCGGAUGGAACACAGCUAAGUGCGCAAGUCCAAGUGGAGUUUGUGCAAAUCUAAGCAAAAAAUUAAAACAUUUUAAAUUGUUGUAAAUAAUUGUAUUUAAAUUUAAUAAUAGUGCUGUGAUGCUUUUGGGCUUUCGAUUGUAUUUAUUCAUUUAUAUAUUAAAGUAUUCACAUGUUAAAAUGAGCUAGAUUUUAUACGCUUUUCCGAAAUGGUUAUUUUUCCAAUAAAUUAUUAAAUUUUUGUUUUGA